AUGGAGGUCAAGGAGGGGAGCGUCGUUGGAAAGCGUGAUCUGCUUAAGUUUGCCGCUGUUGCGUUGAACAUAUCCCAGCACGAAGACGCGGUCAAUAAGAUGGCAGAUACGAACAGAAAAUUGGAGAUACUCCUGGCAGGCAACCUCCGUGACGAAACCCUCCGGAAACGAACUUCUGGAGGCAAGCUAUCCGGUCUCUUGCAAACUGUGACUCGGAGCAUAUACAACGCUCUGCGACUAAGUCUACCUUGUAGCUCCUUUGCGAACGAGCCGCGGCGUUUUAGGGACCAGAGUCACAGCAGUACCUGGGCCUGGGAGGAGGUACUUCUGCAGAUGUUGGAAUGGCCACGGGAGACUAAGAGGGAGCAGCCUGUCCAUGUCCGUCCAACCCGAAAGGCCGGUAACCAGGGGAACGGGGAGCGGAUUCGGCCCAAAGACGAUUUAGCAGGAUUUCCUCAGCUUCCCAAUCUUUGCGAAUCCUUCAGCAGGAAACCGCCGAGUGCAAUUUGCGGCUACAUUUCGGACGGCUCUGCCAACGCCUCGCCCAAGUUCGGAGUCUACUACCCAAAAUCCCCGGAUAACAGCGACACUUGCCUGACCGUGUCACUUGGCAGUCUACUUGACCAGAGCCCUAGACCCCCGCCUCUAUCUUGGAGACACCGUAUAGCAGCCGUCGUGGCGGCCAGCCUGCUUCAUUUACACGGCACGCCUUGGAUACCCCCCAAGCUCGCUUCUAAAGAUGUAUACUUUAUCCGACGGCAUGGGAAAGUGGAAUACGACCAGGUUUUUGUGACCACGAAACUCGCGGAUAACAGCUCAGCUGUUAACGAUGGCGGCUGGGACGAUUCGGCCAGCUACGACGGUAACCCGUCUCUGCACGUCUUGGGCGUGUUACUGAUGAAGGUCAUGCUGUGGAAGUCAAUCUACGACUUCUGGGAUGAUGUCAAGUCCAAAUACUCCCACACACCGGCCCAUGUGUUUCUCAACAUACGGUCAGAUGACGGCUUCAGGCGCACCUCGAGUGUCCUGGAGCGUAUUGGAUUCUCCGGCGUCCAGGCUUACAGAGACGCUGUUGAGAACUCAUCCCUCGACGAAGAGGGGUUCCGCGAUGCUGUCUAUUACUAUGUGUCGCGCCGCUGCAGGAUGCCGCCCGGAUCACAACGGUUCCGAUGA
This is a messenger RNA of Metarhizium acridum CQMa 102, 1173 nucleotides long. NCBI's taxonomy places the organism in Eukaryota, Fungi, Ascomycota, Sordariomycetes, Hypocreales, Clavicipitaceae. The record is from RefSeq and is a predicted model, not a curated record.